Messenger RNA from Lepus europaeus (European hare), 872 nucleotides. It is a transcript of the gene MEA1, whose product is annotated as male-enhanced antigen 1. Gene Ontology annotation, biological process: spermatogenesis. Bases 120 to 644 code for a protein of 174 amino acids. The record is from RefSeq and is a predicted model, not a curated record. Lineage: Eukaryota; Metazoa; Chordata; Mammalia; Lagomorpha; Leporidae. The transcript has 4 exons.
CGCGCGCGUCAGUCACGAGCACAAGGCGGGGCUGCAGAACUAGGCGCUCGCUCACGUCCUUCCCCGCCGGAAGUGAAGGUGCGGGCUUGGCCGAGGGCUUCUGAGAGGCCCCUUCCCGGAUGGCAGCAGUAGUCCUAGGGGCAGACACCAUGGGCCCUGAGCGUAUCUUCCCCAAUCAAACUGAAGACCUGGGACCGCAUCAGGGCCCUACAGAAGGCACUGGGGACUGGAGCAGCGAGGAGCCCGAGGAAGAGCAGGAGGAAACGGGGGCAGGCCCAGCUGGCUACUCCUACCAGCCCCUGAACCAAGAUCCUGAACAAGAGGAGGUGGAGCUGGCACCGGUGGGGGACGCGGAGGAUACAGUUGCUGACAUCCAGGAUCGGAUCCAGGCUCUGGGGCUUCAUUUACCAGACCCCCCAUUAGAGAGUGAGGAUGAAGAUGAGGAGGGAGCCACAGCAUUGGGCAAUCACAGCUCUAUUCCCAUGGAUCCAGAACAUGUGGAGCUGGUGAAAAGGACGAUGGCCGGAGUGAGCCUGCCGGCACCAGGGGUUCCCGCCUGGGCUCAGGAGAUCUCAGAUGCCCAGUGGGAAGACGUGGUCCAGAAAGCCCUCCAAGCCCGGCAGGCAUCCCCUGCCUGGAAGUGAACACAGUGAGCGCUGCCUUCCCUCCCGACAUUCCAGGCCAGAACCAGCACGGGACUGAACACCUCUGGUUAUAAUGUCCAUCCUCCCCGUCUCCCUUUCCACGUCAAGGCAAAUCAGACUUCUCAGAGACCCACUUUAUUCAGUUCUGUACAUAUGGGGACAUCGGCCCAAGCCCCACCGACCUUGGCAUGUAUUACUCUGUGGAGAAUAAAGCACCCUAUGUACACA